AUGAAUCUAGAACAGAAGAAAAUAGUUGUAUGCGGAUCAUUUUUACUUAUGAGUGAAGAAUUUAAGAAAUUAAAAAGUAUAAUGGACAAUAAAAAAAACAAAAAGUGUAAAACGAGAAGAUGGUGGAUGAUUUCACUCAAUAAAAGUCGAUUGAGGUAUGAUGGUUCAGAUAUGUUAGAAGAUCUACGAAGAGAACCUAGUGGAAAGUUUGAAAACUUUUGUCGAAUGUCUGCAACAGACUUUGAAUACCUCAUAAAUAAAGUAGGCCCAUUGAUAGUGAAGACUGAUACCACUAUGAGAAAAGCCAUACCAGUACAAGAAAGAUUAGCUGUAACAUUAAGAUUUUUGGCUACUGGAGACAGCUUUAAAAGUUUGUCUUUUCUGUUUAAGAUAUCAUCUCAAACCGUUUCAAGAUGUGUACAUGAGACUUGUAUUGCAUUGAUUGAAAUACUUAAAUAUGAAAUAAAGAUACCAACAAAUUGUGAAGAAUGGUCAAAAGUAUCUAAGGAGUAUGAUGAAAAAUGGAAUUUUCCACAGUGUGUAGGAUCAAUAGAUGGUAAACACAUAAUUAUUCAGUCACCUAUACACAGUGGAUCUGAAUUUAUCAACUACAAAGGAACUUUUAGUGUUGUACUUAUGGCUUUGGUUGAUGCUAACUAUUGUUUUUUAUAUGCAAAUAUUGGUUGUCAAGGAAGAAUUAGUGAUGGAGGGGUCUUUCGCAAUACUUCUUUAUUUAAGAAAAUUGAAGAAAAUGAUCUAAUGCUACCUCCUGAUCAACUGCUUCCUUCGAGUGAAAUACCUACUCCAUAUGUUUUCGUGGCAGAUGAUGCUUUUACCUUUAGUCCUCGUAUCAUGAAACCAUACUCAGGAACAUAUGAGAGAGGUCGUGCUGAAAGGGCUUUCAAUUAUCGACUUUCAAGAGCUAGACGAGUAGUAGAGAAUGUUUUUGGAAUUAUGUCUUCGGUAUUCAGAGUUCUAAGAAAACCCAUGCUGCUUGAACCCAAUAAAGUUUCAAAUAUAGCAUUGGCUUGUGCUUUACUUCAUAAUUUUUUAAGGAAAAGUAACACCUCUAAAAAAAUAUAUACUCCCCAAGGUACAUUUGACAUGGAAACUGCUGAAACAGAUAUUCCAGGAUCGUGGAGACAGGACCGAGGUGAUAUAACAUCAUUAUUACCAUUACGUAAUGUACCUAGGAGACCAGGGGCUGAGGCACAGCGGAUAAGAAAUGCAUUUGCUGAUUAUUUCACUACAGUUGGUAAAGUACCAUGGCAAGACAAGUAUUGCUAA
Molecule: messenger RNA, 1287 nt
Organism: Macrosiphum euphorbiae (potato aphid)
Lineage: Eukaryota; Metazoa; Arthropoda; Insecta; Hemiptera; Aphididae
Source: the annotation of a GenBank genome assembly